Oppiella nova is the source of this 3972-nucleotide messenger RNA. NCBI's taxonomy places the organism in Eukaryota, Metazoa, Arthropoda, Arachnida, Sarcoptiformes, Oppiidae. The record is from the annotation of a GenBank genome assembly.
GUUAAACUACUAAUUAUUAUUCAUUAAUAAAUACCUAAUAUUUGAUUUAUGUUUAAAUUUUAUGCAUAAAAAACUUAUUAUUCUUAACUUCCAAACAAUCUCAAGAAUUAGACAAAAAUUUCGUGAAAUCUAUUUAAGGCAAUGAACGACACGAAUGAACGCGCCGUCAAAAUGGCCGCAAAGGCCAGGGAAGCCACGCAAGAGAGCCGGCCCUCACUGGCCGCCGACAUUGAGUCGGAACGACAUUUGGCAGAAAUGUUGGCCAAACACCGCACCGACACUCUCAUACAAAACAAUAUCAAUCACGAGAAGCACAUGAAAGCCGAGAUGGAGAUCAUCCGCGACCCCAUCCGUGACCUCCAGAGAACCACUUCUAUGACAUCUAUGAUCUCAUACUUGUCUGGCGUGGAAGAGGACGAGAAAAUCAGCAAAACUUAUAAAUAUAUCACCGCUUCUGUGCUCUGGUUUUGCUACUUCUCAUUGGUACAGGCUUUAAAUGAUUACAUAUUUGGACCGACAUUUGAUGAGAUGUCAGAAAUACUUGGAGUGACUUUUGACAAGAUAUCCUAUUUUAUAAUUAUAAGACAAGUGGCCUAUACUUUCGGGGCUCUGGGCGGAAUUGCAUUUAAUUAUGUGAAUCGUCAGUUGGCUUUAGUGGCAUUGCUGAUAAUAUCGGCAUUUACAUUAGUGGCCACACCAUUUUCCGGUUCAAUCAAUGUAUUCUUCGUUAUCGGAGCCAUCAAUGGUUUUGCUGCCGGCGCUCUAGAUAUAGGCUUUCAUGUCUGGAUUAUAGAGAUGUUUGAAGGGGGCGGAGGACCUCUACUCCAAGCCCUGCACUUUUCCUUUGGCAUCGGAAUAACAAUCGCACCGACAAUCACAGCAGUCUUUCUCUCGUCUGAAGAGCCCGGAUGUAGUGGUAGUUCUUCGGAUGACUCCGAGUCCACCACAACAUUAGAUUCAUUGAUUACCACAACAGCUGCGCCUAAACAUGAAUCCCGACUAUACAUACCUUACCUGAUUAUUGCCGGAAUUGUAGCGUCGGGUGGGUUGGCAUUACUGGCGCUGUAUAUCUACAAGAAGUAUGUGCCGCCACGUCUGCCACACGCACCCCCGGCCUUUGCUGAAGAAAUGCCUCAAGAGUUGACUAAUUUCGAGAAAUUUCAGAUCUGGAAGGAAAAUAUUCCCAAUUCCUAUACAAUGAUUCUGAUAGGUGUAUGCAGUCAGCUCUGGUUGAAACAGCGACAGGUGCUACCUAUGCAUUUGGAGUACACAUUCCUUGAGCAUCACAUUUCUGUGACCAACGCUAUUGGAAGUAUAUUCCUGUUGGCUGGAGGCACCGGUACGGCAAUACUACCCCUAUUCCUGCGAGACUUAUGCGAAAAUUCCUCAUCUCUUAUAAUAAUAAGCAAACAAAUAGAUAUGAUUAAGAAAAAGCUCAUUAAUAAUCCGGCCAUACUUCUGGGUUAUAGACAAAAGUCUUUCUCGAUAUUAACGAUGCAAACACCUACUGUUCCCUAUGAGAACGCACCAUGUUUGAGUGCCAAGACUUGUGGGGAAUGCAUAUCGGAGUCAAAGGACUGUUUUUGGUGCGAAGACGACACCUUUAGCCACCCAUUCAGAUGUAAUCUCGAACAUAAGCUCCGGUCUCAUGACUGCAGCGAAAAUAAGAUCAUUGGACCGCAAAUGAAUGUCCGGACAAUACUGGAUAAAGAGUUUAAUAAAAAUUUUGGUUCAAUAGUUCAACUGAAGCCUCAGAAACAUAGGCUCUCUCUGAGAAAUAAUUCCUCGUGGAGAAUACCGAUCCAUUUCCGACAGGCAGAUGACUACCCCAUGGAUCUCUACUAUCUGAUGGACCUGUCGUGCACUAUGAAGAAGUUUAAGACCAAUUUGGCGAAUGUUGGCAAGACUUUGGCCGACAAAAUGAAAAACACCACUAAAGACUUUAAAAUAGGCUUUGGAUCCUUUGUAGACAAACCUGUUAUGCCCUUCUCGUCCUACAAACUGGAUCGCAUAUCAUGCAGUUUGGGAAAGGAUGACCACAACGUAUGGGGGGAACCGACUUAUAGUUUCUCCCAUAAGCUGACCCUCGACUCGAAAGACUCGCUGUUUGUGACGAGUGUGAGGGACGCGGCGACGUCCGGUAAUACGGAUUCACCCGAAGGCACGUUAGACGCACUCAUGCAGGUGUUGGUCUGUAAGGAGGAGAUUGGGUGGAGGGAUCAGUCCGACAAGAUUAUUGUGGUCGCCACCGAUGAGGAGUUCCAUUACGCCGGCGAUGGAAAGUUGAGCGGUAUAUUAGUGCCAAACGAUGGCAAGUGUCAUAUGUCUGGCAAGAACUACACUCAUUACCAUUUGCUGGACUACCCGUCAAUGCAUCAAAUCGCUGAGAAAGUGCGACAAAACAAAUUCAAUAUUGUAUUUACGGUCACCGAUAAAGUGCGGCACAUAUACCAAACGCUGGCCAGCAUUAUAGGGUCGACGGCACGGGUGGAUAGGCUUGACGAUGGAGACAGCACCACUAUUGUGCGGCUCAUUGAAGAUGUUUACAGAGAUAUUCGGUCGUCGGUUGAACUGAGAGUCGAACAGAUGUCUGAUUUCAUCGAAAUUGAUUUGUACUCAAAGUGUGAAACUGAGACCGAAAUGAAGACCAAUAAUUGUACGUUUAAGGGACGGCCGGACAUCACAUUCUUCGCAAACAUCAGAGUGAAGUCAUGUCCUGCAGACAGAUCUCUUUGGGAGCAGAAGAUUAAAAUCGGCUUAACGAAUAUCAACGAAGGCGUGGAAAUCGAUUUACAAAUGCUAUGUGAAUGCGAGUGCGAAAAACCCAACAAAAUAGUGAAAAACUCUGCCGAGUGUCACAACGCCGGCACCUUUGCCUGUGGUAUAUGUGCCGCUUGUAAUGGCAACCGGACGGGCGCGCAGUGCGAAUGCGAUCCCGAAAAACCUAUUGAUCCUAAAGACCCUGAUGCUCAUUGCAAACAUGAGGACAUAUUCAAGACAUGUAGUGGUCGUGGGAGGUGUGAGUGUGGAAAGUGUAGCUGCGAUUCCGGCUUUUCCGGCGACUACUGUCAGUACGACGACUCCAACUGUCAUCCCGACAACGAUAAGAACCUUAAGAUAUGCAACGGGAACGGCAGGUGUAUUGAAGCCAAGUGUAACUGUACUAAAGGUACGAAAGGUUAUACAGGAAAAUACUGCGACUGUCCCACAGACCCGAGUUGGUGUAGUCAAACAGUUAAUCAAACAGUUAAUGGACAGCAAAAGGAAAUUAAUUUAGUUUGUUCAGGUGCUGGUGAGUGUAAUUGUGGUGUCUGUAAGUGCAACAAUAGUUCAAUAACCGGCAAAUUCUGUGAGAUAUGUCCGCGUUGUGAUAGUUGGAAAUAUUGUGACCUAAUGUUGAAAUGUGUGCCCAAAAUAUGCGAACUCUAUGGAAGUAAUUGCACCGAUAGUUGCGAUCAGAUGCAGUAUGAAUUGGUGGACAAAUUGGUCGAGGUCAACAACACCGACGGCUUAUACACAACUCUACACCAGUGCCGCAACCGUACCAUUAAUAACGAGUGCGACCUAUCAUUCACUUACGAGCGCACUGACUAUGACUAUGAGACCAAAAGGCUUCCGACGUUUAAGAUAACAAAAUUAGAUAAGAGUUGCGCCGAAAAAGUGAAUUUAGUGGUCGUGUCGUCCAGUGUUUUCAUCGGAAUAGUAUUGAUCGGUUUGGCACUACUAUUGCUGUGGAAACUCAUUGCAGAGAUUUUGGAUCGCAAAGAGUUCGCCAGAUUUCAAAAGGAAUUGAGUAAAGCUAAUUGGGGACAGAGUGAUAACCCUCUGUAUAAGGAGGCGAAGAGUACGUUCACUAAUCCUACGUUUGGUUUGAGGGAGAAGAGUAUGAAACGACUGUCCCGUCUGACUGAGAGGUUUUCGCGGAGGUUUGACGUCAAUAAAUAAAUAUUGAGUUUUAAAUGUAUAAUUGGG